GCUGCCUCCCUGUGUGGCUCAGUCAUCCUCGGCAUCCCCAGGACAGCGAUGACAGGCCACUACGCAGGACUGUAGCUUGCUUUCUUGCACAGUUUACAUAUUUUGGCCUGCAUCCUCCAUAACAACCCAGUCAAAACGAGUUCUGUAGCGCUUGUGCCGGAAAAGAUUAUCCCUCCCGCUUCAGAGAGGGUUUGAGAAGACGGUUUUGUUUAAGUUUCCAAGCCCUGCAUAGCCGUGGACAGUCUUGGGCAGAAUCUGCAACCCGAAGGAGGGAUUCGAUGUCAGAACAAGCCAAGUCAAAAUGAGUUCUGCAGAACUUGUGCCGGAGAAGAUUUUCCCUCCCGCUUCAAAGAGGGUUUGAGAAAACGGUUUUAUUUCAAUUUCAAAGCUCUGCAUAGCCGUGGACACAGUCUUGGGCAGAAUCUGCAACCCGGAGGAGGGAUUCGAUGUCAGCAGGACAGCCCCAGCAAGAUCACCAGUACUGUACCGUGUUCAGUCUGGAGCAAAUCAGGGUCUUGCAAGAGGCCUUCCACAGCAACGUGUUCCCAACAGAGCAGGAAACCCAGGAACUGGCUUCAAGGCUCCAGCUUAAGGACACAGUGGUGAAGAUAUGGUUUAAAAGUCAGCGAGACAAACUUCAGACACAGCACAGAAACUAUCAGAGGAGUUCACAUUUGGCAACAUCCAACCAGAUGAAGGUAGUGAGAAGAGCAUCGUCUAACCAGACUGUAAUAGAGAUGCAUACAUCUCCCAACCAGACUGUAAUAGAGAUGCAUACAUCUCCCAACCAGACUGUAAUAGAGAUGGGUGUAUCAUCAAACCAGGCUACAAUAGCGAUGGGUGUAUCUUCCAACCACACCAAGAGAGUGAGAAGAGCCUCAUCCAACCAGUCCAAGAGAGUGAGAAGAAGAGCAUCACCUAACCAGGCAUUGACAGAGAUGGGUGCAUCAUCCAACCAAGCUACAAUAGAGAUGGAUGCUUCAUCAAACAAGGCAACAAUAGAGAUGGGUGCACCCUCCAACCAGGCAUUGAUAGAGAUGGGUGUAUCCUCCAACCAGGCCACGAUAGAGAACAGUGCACCAUCCAAUCAUACCAAGAGAGUAAGGAGAGCUCCAGCCAGCCAGUCCAAGAGAGUGAGAAAAAGAGCAUCAUCCAACCAGGCAAUGAUAGAGAUGGGUGUAUCACCCAACAAGGAAAUAAAAGGGAUGAAUGCAAAAUUCAAUCAAGCAAUGAGAGAGAUGCGUGUGAUAUUGACCCAGGCACUGGAGGAGAUUGAUGCAUCAUUGAACCAGGAAACAAGAGAGAUGGGUGCAUCAUCCAACCAAGCUACGGCAGAGGUGGAUGCAUCAUCAAACAAGACAACAGUAGAGAUGGGUGCAUCAUCCGGCAGUGAAAUGAGAUGGAUGGGUGCAACAUUCAAUCAGGCAAUAAAAGAGAUGCGUGUAAUAUUUUACCAGGUAAUGGAAGAGAUUUGUGCAUCAUCGAACCAGGCAACAAGAGAGAUGGGUGCAUCAACCAAUCAGGCUACAAUAGAGAUGGAUGCACCAUCCAACCAGGUUACGACAGAGAUGGAGACAUCAUCAAACAAGACAAUAAUAGUGAUGGGUGUACCAUUCAAUGAGGAUAUGAGAAGGAUAGAUGCAAUAUUUAACCAGGCAGUAGAAAAGAUGUGUGUAAUAUUCAACCAGGCAAUUAAAGGGAUUGGUGCAUCAUCGAACCAGGCUACGAUAGAGAUGGAUGCAUCAAUCAACCAGGCUACGAUAGAGAUGGGUGCAUCAUCCACUCAGGCUACCAUAGAGAUGGGUGCAUCAUCCAACCAAGCUACAGUAGAGAUGGGUGCACCAUCCAAUCAGUCUACGAUAGAGAUGGGUGCAUCAUCCAACCACACCAAGAGAGUUAAGAGAGCCACAUCCAAGCAGUCCAAGAGAGUGAGAAGAAGAGCAACAUCCAACCAGGCAUUGAUCGAGAUGGGUGCAUCAUCCAACCAGGCAACUAUAGAAUUGGGUGCAUCAUCCAACCAGGCAACUAUAGAAUUGGGUGCAUCAUCCAACCACACCAAGAGAGUAAGGAGAGCUCCAUCCAGCCAGUCCAAGAGAGUGAGAAGAAGAGCAUCAUCCAACCAGGCAUUGAUAGAGAUGGAUGCAUUAUCCAACCAGGCAUUGAUUGAAACGGAUGCAUCAUCCAACCGUGCAACGAGAGAUAUAAGUGCAUCAUCUAACCAGUCCAAACCAGUGAGAAGAUCAUCAUGCAAGCAGGCAAAAUCCUUGAAAGAUGAUGAGAUCUUGGUCCCAAAGCCUGACUAUACUCAACUUCUGAGUACCAGGGGCUCAGAGAACAGCGACCUGGAGUCACAGAACAGUUUUCGAACGCAGCAACCUGAAGAGGCUGGUGUCUUCUCAGGAACGUUCCUGGAGUAUUCUGAGCUUUUGGAUGUCUGCCAAACCAGCCUGGGGUUGGCCCAGUCUCCCUGGGCAUCCAUGCCCUUUAACAUAGACACCUUGGUGAAAAUGUAUGCCUUGCCUGGGGAUGAUGACCCCAAUAGAUUUGAUAAGUAUCUCUUCCCAGGGUGUCUUGGCUGAGGUAGAGGGGUUGACAUGAUAUAUAAACCCAUCCAAAGCUUUGAAGCAAGACCUGAAAAUGCAAAGCAGUGAGUUUUUCAGGGGCAGGUUACCAGAGUAGUGUUCUCAGACUCAUCUCCUGGCUGAGUUUCCAAACUGCCUCUUCAGGGAGUUAACAGGCAGUGGUAGUAGAGGCCCCACAGGCCUGAGAAGGUGCAGGACAAGUCCUAGAAUUUCCUCCCUGGCUAACUCGACCUUAGGAAACAGUGCACUGAUUAAACCUACUGUGGUUGAAUGAAAAUAUCCUCCCAUAGGCUCUUAUGUUGAGUGCUUGGUCUCCAGUUAGUAGAACUGUUAGAGAGGGACUAGGGGUGUGGCCUUGCAGGAGGUGUGUAACUGAGGUGGGAGCUGAGGUUUCCAACUCCCUUGACAGGCCCAGUCUCUCUCUGACUGAUGGAUGUAAAGCUCUCAGCUCCUGCUCCAGAGCUAUGCCUGUCUGCUUCCCAUCAUUAUGGACUAACUCUAUGAACCUGUAAGCAAGCCCAAUUAAAUGCUGUCUUUUAUCAGAGUUCCUUUAGUCCUGUUGUCUCUUCACAAGAACAGAUACUGGGGCUGGAGAGAUGGCUCAGAG
Molecule: messenger RNA, 3189 nt
Organism: Myodes glareolus (Bank vole)
Lineage: Eukaryota; Metazoa; Chordata; Mammalia; Rodentia; Cricetidae
Source: RefSeq, a predicted model, not a curated record